Molecule: messenger RNA, 1525 nt
Organism: Rhodamnia argentea
Lineage: Eukaryota; Viridiplantae; Streptophyta; Magnoliopsida; Myrtales; Myrtaceae
Product: probable WRKY transcription factor 17
Exons: 3
Coding region: 134-1150 (338 amino acids)
Biological process (GO): regulation of DNA-templated transcription
Molecular function (GO): DNA-binding transcription factor activity; sequence-specific DNA binding
Source: RefSeq, a predicted model, not a curated record
UCUUCUCUGCCAUUACUCCUCUCUUCAUCCACACGAUUUUUCGGUCUCCAUGAAAGCUUGAGAUUGAGAGCUUCGCCACCGUCGUCACCGCAACCCAUCUACCCUCCUCCGCCCUUCUCUCUCGGGCCGUCCGAUGGCGAUUGAACUGCUUGGCUUCCCCAAGGUGGAGGAUCACACGGCGAUACAGGAGGCUGCGUCGCAGGGGCUGAAGACCAUGGAACACUUGAUCGGCCUCCUCUCUCGCCAAAAUCACCACCCCAACGUCGCCGAUUGCACCGACCUCACCGAUCAAACCGUCUCCAAGUUCAGGAAAGUCAUUUCCCUCUUGGACCGCACUGGUCACGCCCGGUUCAGGCGCGCGCCCCUUCAAUCCGCUUCUUCCAAGUCUGUCCCCGUCGCUUCCCCUAUCCCCCCGGUUCUAUCUCGGAGCCAAGCUCUUGCGCCUGCGACCAUCCUGGCUCCGACGAGCUCGCAACCGUCUCCGGCGGCGAGCUUCCUCCACUCGCAGACCAAGCAGAGUUUGACUCUCGACUUCACAAAGCCAAGCAUCUUGGGCCCCAACCCCAAAGGCAUUUCCGAGAUCGAGUUCACGAAGGACAGCUUCAGCGUGUCCUCGAACUCUUCGUUCAUGUCGUCGGCGAUUACCGGCGACGGGAGCGUCUCGAACGGAAAGCUGGGGACAUCGAUGUUCAUAGCUCCGGCGUCCGGCCCGGCUUCGUCCGCCGGGAAGCCCCCGAUCUCGAGCGUGCCGUACAAGAAGCGGUGCCACGAGCACGACCACUCCGAUGACGUCUCGGGCAAGCAUUCCGGCUCCGGCAGCGGCAAGUGCCACUGUUCCAAGAGAAGGAAAAACAGAGUGAAGAAAGUGAUGAGAGUGCCGGCGAUCAGCAACAAGAUGGCGGACAUUCCGGCCGACGAGUUCUCGUGGAGGAAGUACGGUCAAAAGCCGAUCAAAGGGUCUCCUUACCCACGGGGUUACUACAAGUGCAGUACGAUGAGAGGGUGCCCCGCGAGGAAACACGUGGAGAGGGCCCCCGACGAUCCGACGAUGCUGAUCGUCACGUACGAGGGGGAGCACCGUCACUCCCAGUCCGCGUCGCAGGAGAUCGUGCCCGCCGGUGCGAUGAACCUGGUGUUCAAGUCAACCUGAAGGGUGGGGGAACAAGGCAAAGUUGGGAGGAGGAGGAGUAGGUUUUCCUUAAUUUUUUAGUGGGAUUGUAAAUUUUUUUUUUUGCAACUUUGUAUUAAAGAAACAGAAAUUGCACAACAUUUUCAAACUUGACUAGCUGCAUUCCCCAAAUAUUUAAUUUAAUUUAAUCUAAAAUUCGUUUACUUUUCUGGGUCCGAGAGUUUUGCCUUUUUUUGUCCGCCACUUGCGUGUCGUUUUUAGUGGGGGAUGAUGAGGACAAGACAAGGGCGAUAAUCUCUAGGAUGUUUAGUCAAAGGUGUGGUUAGUGGGGGAACUUUAAUUUUGUAUUGUGGUUGAAGACAUUUCUAAUGAAAGGCGUCAAUCUCAUGUCAUUAU